AUGUCGGAGCAGCCGGCGGGUUUCAACCCGACCGAUGCCCUUUAUGCGUAUCCAUACAUCAUGGCCGCCAUCGACCCGAUACAAGAUCCACAGUUCGCGCUAAUCUACCUGAUUCGCGUGCUGGAGAGCUUUGUCGACCAUGAAAAUCAACAUCCGGCCCCGCUUUUGCUGUGCGAGCUUGGCAAGCUGUUCUACCAAUUAAUCUCCUACCGCCCGUUGACAUAUCAAGAUCUUCGACGAGUUGCCGGGCAGAUUGGCGAGGCCGUGUUGCGAGAUUUUGACAAAGUGAUUUCACAAGUUCAAAUGGGCGAUCUUCGCGAGCACAUCACUCUCAUCGAAGAAUUGGGCAUCGACAUCAAGAAUUCGAUCAUCAACGGCAAUUCUUUGGUGGCUGUGUUUUUGAAAAAAUUCAGUCUGGCGACGACAAUGCUGACCGACUACGAGGUGUACGGCCAAUUCGAGAGGCAACUGAAAUAUUUGGCCGGCGAGUGGCAAUACAAGCCGAGUCUCUACCCUCACGUCUCCAACUCGUACAAACAGGCCGAGAAAUGGGUGUUGAGUCGACUUCAUUGGCUGCAGCGUUGCCCGAGUCGAGUGCAAGAAACGGACGAGGAAAUUAUGGCCAUUUGCGAACGGACGAAGCAGCUCUAUCCCAUAAUGGCCGCUGUGCACCUUCUGAUCUCGGUUGUUGAAACGCGUCGGCUACGCGCUCGAAAUGCGGAAGAUGCGCUCGCGGAUUCCGUUGGGACACUCGUACGCUCUCGACUCGCCCGUCAUUUCAACAAUUUUGCGAUGGCGAGGACAAUGUUGGACGAGACGGUAAUGCUGUCGCAUGGCUGUAAGGACAAUCACACUCUCCGGAUGGCUGUGGCGGAGAAGAAGAUUCUGGAAUAUCAAAAUGAAAGAACCGACCCGACGGCCAAGUAUAUUCCCGAUCAACACGACGACUACCCGAGCCAGGAGGAUAUUUGGUUUUUCCAAGAAUCCGAUGAUGUCUAUGAUGGGAGCGCGGCCCAGUGCGUCGAAUUUAUCGACACACUUCUGGAUACGAUUCGCCAGAUUUCGAGUGGGAAACCGACUUAUUGUAACGUGACGCCAAUGUUCUCCACUUCGGCCUGGAUGCGUGGAAAUGAUCCUACGGGCGAGCAGAAAGCGUACCUCGACGUCGCCGAUGCUAUCAAGUCUUCUGCCCUACUCUUGCACGGACAUCUCGAUCAGACGUUCCAAAUGGCGAAAUGCUGGAACGGGACGAAUAAUGGGGACCGAUACGCGAAAUAUCACGAAACCGAGGCUCAUGCAAUUUUCAACGUGAACACGAUGUAUGCGCUGGCACUGGACUGUCAAUGGGGACAGGCCCUUCAACUCGUCGACCGGGCAAUCGCACAAUUUGGACCAAGGGCCAGUGAUAGGAUAAAAGGGCACUUGAAGCUGGCGAAGGCGCUGAUCAAGUUCGACUCUCGACUGUUCGGCUGUGAUCUGGAAGGGGCUGCCGAGCAAUUGCCGCUCAUCGAGCCGUAUUGCCCCUUUGAGCAUGUGAUACGGUUGGCCCUUCAUCACGCCUGCACCGGCCAGCUCUCCGAGGCCAUCCAACUCCUCAACGCCUAUCGCCCCAAAAUAGCCGGCGAUGUGCACACGCUGGAAAGGAUACGUUUACUUUCGGUGCUCGGAAAUCUGCACACCGUCAAUAGGAAUCUCACGGAAGCCGAGGCGUCGCUUGUCAAGGCUGUACGACUUGCCCGUGUCUCACAGGCGAAGCCGUUGAUGUGGCUGACAACUCGCCAUUUGGCCAGAGUAAUGAUAGAGCAGAAUAAAUUCGACGAGGCCGCCCAGCUAUUGCGGGAUGAUUCGGAUGAUUUGGGAGGAAGAAGGGGCAUCGAAAGGGCCCUGUACUGCGCUACGGUAGCGGAAUUGCAUUUGAAGAAAGGGGACAGCCAAGAAGCGCUCAAAUGGCUCGGCCUUUUCCUGGAGGUGUCGUCGAAAGCUGGCAUUUUUGCCUGGGCAAAGGACGCCCUCUUCCACGCGACACGCAUCUUUUCGGAUGCCGGGGAUGUGGAAGCGAGAGACGCCUCUGCGCUGGCAAUGUGGCGAGCCCACGAGAAGCACCCACAAUCACUCGACUGGAAAUUGUUC
This is a messenger RNA of Mesorhabditis spiculigera, 2130 nucleotides long. NCBI's taxonomy places the organism in Eukaryota, Metazoa, Nematoda, Chromadorea, Rhabditida, Rhabditidae. The record is from the annotation of a GenBank genome assembly.